AUGCCUUUCCUAGCACAAGAGCACUUCCCAGUACCAACAAAGGACAUACCAUCCUGGACUUUCGACAACAUCAAAUACGACCAAGACGAACCGAUCUACAUUGACGCCCUCAACCCCAAAAAGAAUUCUGUUUCGGCUCGACAAGCCAAGCAAUAUGUUCAUCGCCUUGUGGCCGGUCUCCAUGCUCAAGGACUCCAGAAAGGCGACUGCGUAUGCAUGCACAGUCCCAACCAUAUCUUGUACCCUCUCGUAUUCAUGGGCGUCGUAGCUGCCGGCGGCGUCUUCGCAGCUACAAAUCCGGCGUAUACACCCUAUGAAAUGGUACAUGCACUCAAAAUCGCGAAAGUGAAGUUUGUUAUUGCGCAGCUGGAUCUUGUCAAGUCUUUAGAGAAGGCGAUGCAGGAUGUGGGUAUGUCGAAAGACAAGGUUGUCGUGUUCAACCCUGAUGGUGAAGCUGCACCGGAUGGGUACAAGGUCUGGUCUGAUCUUAUAUCUCAUGGCGAGAAAGACUGGAAUCGCUUCGAUGACCUACAGACGGCGAAACAUACGGAAGCAGCUCGACUAUUCAGCUCAGGUACCACUGGUCUACCCAAAGCUGCCUCGCUAUCCCAUUACAAUCUCGUUGCGCAACAUACUUUGGUCUACGAGUCUAUCGACCGGCCGUGGCGAGCGAAGCGUCUAAUAGCUUUGCCCAUGUUUCACGCAGCUUCCGCGCCCGUAGCUUUCACGACUCCUCUGCGUGCCGGCGAACCAGCGUAUGUGCUCGCACGAUUCGAUCUGGAGAAGUGGUUCUGGGCUAUGCAGGAAUAUGGCAUCACGGAUGUGGCGCUCGUGCCGCCUGUAGCAAUCAUGGCCAUCAAUUCUCCGCUGAGGGAGAAGUAUACCCUGAAGUCUGCGAGGACUGGAGGCGUGGGUGCGGCGCCAUUGGAUGCUAAGGCGCAGGCCAGAUUUCAGGCAUUAAUGGCUGGAGGCGACGCUUCCUUGACGCAGGUAUGGGGCAUGACUGAGACGAGCUGUAUUUGUACUCGCUUUCCAUACCCUGACAAGGAUAUAACUGGCAGUGUUGGGCGACCAUUGCCUAACAUUGAUCUUAAGCUGGUCGAUGACAGCGGCAAAGACAUCUCUGGCUACGAUAUUCGUGGCGAGAUAUGUGCGAGAGGACCAACGAUCAUAAAUGGCUACUUCGAAAAUCCCGAGGCCAACAAACGAGACUGGGAUGACGAAGGCUUCUUUCACACUGGCGAUAUCGCGUACUGCGAUGGCAAGACGAAGCUGUGGUAUAUUGUAGACCGAAAGAAGGAGCUCAUCAAGGUGCGUGGCUUUCAAGUCACGCCACCAGAACUCGAAGGCCUGCUGCUAGAUCAUUCCGGCAUCGUGGACGCGGCGGUGAUAGGUGUUCCUGCUCCCCAGGAGAAGGAUGGAGAGCUACCUCGGGCAUAUCUCGUGCGUAGACCUGGAGGUGAUGGGAAGCUCACUGAGCAGGAGGUGCAUGCAUACAUGCAGGAGAAAUUAGCCAGCUAUAAGCAGUUGACGGGUGGCAUCGUGUUCUCCGACGCAAUACCGAAGAAUGCGAGUGGGAAGAUACUAAAGAGAGUGCUGAGAGAGCAGGCGAAGAAGGAAAUGGGUGCUAAGUUGUGA
Molecule: messenger RNA, 1638 nt
Organism: Recurvomyces mirabilis
Lineage: Eukaryota; Fungi; Ascomycota; Dothideomycetes; Mycosphaerellales; Teratosphaeriaceae
Exons: 3
Coding region: 1-1638 (545 amino acids)
Biological process (GO): secondary metabolic process
Molecular function (GO): CoA-ligase activity
Source: RefSeq, a predicted model, not a curated record